GAGGGGCCCGGGGGGCAUGGAGCUGUACCUCAGCGCCUGCUCCAAGGCUGCCAGCGACGCGGCCACCAAGACGGCCAGCAGCAGCCUGGCGGCGGACAGCCGGCGAUGCGGAGACGGCGUGCACAAAACCCACAUACGAGGGGUCGGAGCGGGUCAACUCCUGGAUCUGCCUCUCGGGGUCAAGCUGCCUGUGAUCCCGGGGAGCAACACUUUAUACUAUACCACGAAGAUAAGUGAAAAGCUUUUUCGACCUUCUUACGGUUUCAACCUGAAUGAUCCUUAUUGUCGACUUUUGGAAAACCAAUAUAAAAGUCUCCAUGAUCCACAUUUAAGAGAAUACUAUAAGCGCAAAGAUAUCCUGAGAAGAUUAAAGAAAGGUGGCUAUAUCACCAGCAAUAAUAAAAUUGUAUGUACCUUGAGGGAAUUGAAUAAGUACAGGCAAUAUCUUACCAGUAUAAAAUUAGACUUUGAAAGAAACUAUAUAAGAGAUCAAGAAAUGCUUGCAAAGCAAGUAAAUAGACUACAUGAAAACAAUCAAAUACCUGGACGUUCUGAUGUUGCACAGUUCCAAAACUGGUUGUUACAGGAAGGCACCCAAUCUAUGAAGGACCAGGAACAAUUAAUAAGGCACAGAUAUUUGGAUAUGAUAAGUAGGGAAUUAGAACAACUUGAGCGCACAGCAGAAGAGCAACGCCUACUCCAGAUGGACAGAGAAGAAAGACGACAGCGAGAAUACACCCGAAGAAAACUUAGCCUUCGCAGAAAAAUUGAAGAGGAAUGGAAGACAAAGGAGAUGCUACUCCUGACCAGGAUCGGAGAAGACGUUAGAAGAGAAGCCAGGAUAGAGGAACAACGGCGUAGAAGCAGAGAAGAGAGUGACAGGAAGAAACAGGCCCUUAUAGAGAAAAAAAUGGCUUACCAUUUACAAAAAAUGCAAGAAAAUGGCUUUAAAGGAGAAGAUAUGAGGAACGACACGUUUCAUUAUAGAGGACAAGAUGGAAGAUACUGUGAACCGUAUUCUCUAAAGAAGAAAAAGAAGAUUUAUGACAACAUGAACUUAGUUUACCCUGUUGGUGACCAGAGAGCAAAUAAAGCAGUAAAUGGACCUACAGCGAAUGUCAUUUAUCAAUGUCUAAGUACUUCAAAGACUGUUAACAAAAAAACAGCAAAUCCAGCUGGUCUGUCAGAUGUACAAGUUAAUGAUACUGGACAAAAGAAAGAGAAAAUAACUCAAAAAUCAAGUAAUUUUGAUGAUAGAGGAAAUGUACACAUCUCAGCUCAAAAUUCAGUUGUUUCACCUCAAACUUCCCCCACAAGAAAUUGUCCAAAAUCUUCACCGUCUUACCUGGAUCCUCCAAAAGAUGAGAAGGGGAUAACUGCUGACUGUAAUGGAAGAUUAAACAAGAGCUCAAGCUACCUCUGUGAAUCAGGACCUCCAGUUCAUGCCACAGCUCAGGGUACUUUCCCUUCCCGUGUUUUCUCAAAUAUAGACCAGAGCCUCCUAGAAAAUUGCUUGCAAGAGAAAGUAACCUCUGAAGAACUGAAUAGUAUAAUUCAGAAUAUAAUGACCUGGGUUGUAGCUACAGUGACCAGUAUAUUAUACCCAGCCAUCACAAAGUAUGAAGAAAGAUUGCGAAAUAAGGUGUAUCCAGUGUCUGAGGACUCCAUCCUCUCUUCAGACAGCUCAAGUUUCUGCAGCACAUGCAGUGAAGAGUUUACAUAUGGAAGCUACACAUCUGCCACAACUCAAACAUUUCAUAGAGAGCCCUGUGCAUUUGCAGUUGACAUAUCAGUAAGGCGACCAACCACACCCUUAAAACCACCGUCUGCUCACGUGGAAAGAACUAUUGUGGGUAAAACAUAUGACGUGGAAGGACAAUCUAUAACAUCUGAACUCAAAUAUAAUAAAACCAGUAUGAUAUAUGCAUAUCCUAAGGUCAGAACUUGUAAAUCUGAUAGUCACCUCCUGACAUCAUUUGAAAGAUGCACCAAAAUAUCUAAGGAUGCCACCACUGAAACAGAUGGCUUAGAGAGUCCACUGUUUCCUGAUCAAAAAGCAAAAGCCACGAAUGAAAUGAAGAAUUUAAAGAAUGUUUUUGUUAACUUUAAAUGUCACUUAAAAGGGGAAACUGAAUUGAUUUUAGAAAGUAUUUUUCAAGAAAUAAUGUCUGAUUUAACACAGGCCAUUCCUUCUCUUUCUUCUGUUACUGCUGAAGUUUUUGUUGACCAAAGUGAACCGGAAAAAGAAGACUUGCUUUCCAAUAUUGAUAUCUGCUCAGCAGCCUCCGAGAUUGUAGAGAAUAUGCUUGAGAAGCUACAGUCUGCAGUUGAGAAAAAAUGUGUUGAGAUAUUUUCCCCAGAAGAUCUGUCAGUUGACAUUAAACCAGGUUUACCACUCAGUAGAGAAUAUCUCAGUCCAUCGAAUGCAAAAUCUUUAAAAGCUUCACUGCCUUACAAUUUGGAGCCCAUGUGUGAUAUUGCUGAGGAUAUGGUACAUGCCAUUUUAGAAAAGCUGAUGGCUCUUGCAUCUUGUAAGCAAAAUGAACUUCCUCGUCUUGAAGAUACAACCAGACUUUCUGAUCAGCAACCUAUGACAGACCCAAUAUGCACGUCCCUCAAAAGAGCCAGCAAAAAGAAACCUAGUCCCGAACCUGAUGCAGCUACUUUAAUGGUUAAAGAUCAGAUACAAGAUUUAAUAUCAAAUAUUUUUUCUCAGUCCUCUUUGGUUGGAUAUAUAGAGGAAGCAAUCAGUACUAUACUAGGAUUUGUACAAACCGAACUUAAUAACGAAAGGCUUAUUGCAUCUGAAGAAACCAUAGUCGUCCUUCAGCUUCUCGAUGACGCCUUCACUCAGCUACAUCAGGAGCCAGUAAAGGCAGAUGCCCCAAAAUGUAGGCACUCUAGACUACAAAAUCCUUCUGACACUGAAGAAAAGUACAGACUCACUGGCACGAGAUUAUCUAACGGUCCUAGGUCUAAAAGAUCCUUUCCACCUAUUAAUGUUCCUGGCAUGGUCCUUUAUUCUGAAGAUGAUAAUGAAGAAAUCGACAAAAUUGUGAAAAAUGUACUCGAUUCAUCUUUCAGAGAUGAAAAGCCAAAAUCACAGGCACAAAUUCCUGAGAAUCAGUUUACAAAAGGCAACACCUGUUUUGAAUAUAAAAAAAAUAGCAAACCACCUACAAAGGCUGCUUCUGGAAGAAGCAAAGUCGAAUUUUGUGAGAGGGGAUUAAAGACUGAGCUACCAUCUUUUAAUGAUAAAGAAAUUCUAAAGGAAGAACCCUGUUUGAAUAGGGACAUGUUGAUUUUCAGCCAAGAUGAAAAGCAUCACAUACAAAAGGCUUCAGAAAACAUAGUUAAAAGUAUUUUAACAGAAAUGCUCAAGGACCUAGCUUCUGUUCCUGGCCACUUAGACAGUAAAACUGGCCAAGAAGCCUCAGUUCUUGUUUCAGAAAAAUCUCAAGGUCUGUCGCAUCAAGAACGGACGGACCAGAUGAUCUCUGUGUCAGAAAUUAGUGCGGUGGCUCAAGAAAUAACAGAUGCUGUGCUAAAUAUACUCCAAAAGGCUUCAAGGUGCAUUCUCAAUACCACCAAAGGUUCCAUUUCAUCAUCAGUUCAAACAUCUCUAGGUAGUUCUGAUACUCCACACACGGUCGAAGGAGCACCAAAUAAAAAGCCACUAAAAAUAUGGUUUGACAGUGAAAAGAAAGUGAAAUAUUUAUCUUCAGUCAAUGUAGAUCCUGCAAAGCCUUCUCCGUUAAAAUCUGAAAAAAGUGAACCUCAACCUGUAGGUGACGUUACUGAUAAGAUCAUCAAUACAAUUUGUAAAAGGCUGAAGUUAUUCAUUUGUCAAAAAUUACAAAUGGGCUUCAAACCUUCAGUUGUGGAGCAAACAUCAUUAAAAUCUCAACUUAGUGGUUACACAACUAAAGUGGUAAACAUUGUUUUGCGUGCUAUCCAGAAUGAACUAGAACUCAAUAAGAGAAGCCUAAAUCAUAGGGAACUGGACCCUGCCAAAUCCCUAACAGGUAAAGGACUUCUUGCUGGCACUGAUAAAUUGGAAUCUCUUGUCUCAAAUCUCAGUGAUGACAUUAUGGAAUCUCCAUUAUUAACUUGUAUUUAUGAAAUGUUAUCAAGUGGACAUUGUGACCAAAGCAGUAUAUCACUUCCUGCAGAGAAGCCAAAGCCUGCAACUUCAUAUGGAUCUGACAUUAUUGAUAAACAAGAUGUUUUGCCAAGUAGGCAGGAUCAAAAAUCUUUUCACAGAUUUUUGGCUACUCCAUGCGCUCUCCAUAGUGUUGUAAAUGGAAAAGAUCCCAAAGACAAUGCUAGAUUGCAAGUGUUAGACAGCAUUGGGGAAGCACUAUAUGAAAUGUUAUGUACGCUCAUAGCAACCCAUUCUCAGCAUCAGCCACCUUGUAGUAAACCAAACGGAGAAAAGAAUGAAAAUUCCCAAAUGGCUGCUACGUUAAAGUCCAAUAUUCAGCACAUUUCCAAAACAAUUUUGGAAUACAUCCUUGCAAAAUUAUGUAGUGUUGAUACGGAUACCAGCUUUGCAAGUUCUGGAUUUAAAGCUGUCUCAGAGUCUCUUGAUAUCGACAACCUAUCAUUUGCUUCGAUUAUUGAGGAAAUGGCCAAAUGCACUGACAUAAUCUCCGGCAUAAUUUCCAGGAUGAUUCAGGAGGGUCCUAAACAGGUGACAAAAAGCAAAGCAAAAACUAUCACGCCUGCGUCUUCCAAAACAGGAAGCACAAAAGAAACACCUCCCAAUGAACUGAAAGCUAUAGCUUUAGAUAUUCUUAAUAUGGUUUUUGCUAAACUGGAAGGGUUUGCUAAUGGAAAUUUAGAAACUCUGGGGUCUCUUAAUGAUGGAAAUGAAGAAAGCGGUAAGAGAGCCUUGGAAUGGGAAAGUCCCAGUAUUUUCACAGACACACAUGAGGAACUGCUGCAGUCUGCUUUAUACACGAAUGCAAAGAGGAUCUCUAGUACUAUUUUGAAAGCUAUUCAAAUGGAACUGAAUGUGAACUCAUUAGAUUUGAAGACAAGUGUAAAUACCCCAACACCCGAGAAACAAAUGCUUAAGAAUAUAGUCAAUUUAAUUUUAGAUGCAGUAUCCUCGGAUAUGUUCAAUGAGACUGAAUCUGAAGAGGGAGGCACUGAAACUUAUCGAUACCGGCCAACCUGUAGAAAUUCGCUUCCUGGAGGAGCUGAAUCAGAUUCAUUUCUAGAAGAUGCCUCCUGUACAAAGAAAGAAUUCACUGGGGAAAGAACACUAGUAAGAGAAGAAGAUAAAUCAGAUUCUCUUAAACAAUGGGUUCUAGAAAGAACCUUAAGCAAAAUUCAAGUGAAACUCAAAGACCCACAGAAAUCUCCAAUUGUCCCCAUUAUAAGAAAUAUUUUGAAUGAAAUUUUUCAAAACGCUUUGGUCAGUCAAUUAAAUGUGCUUUCUCUCUCCCAUUGUCAUUUAAGGAGCACCGCUCACGAUGUUGAUGAGCCGAUUCCUCAAACAUCUGUUCAGUUUAUAGAUAAAAUGAUGGGUCCUAUAGUGUCUGAAGCAGACGUAAUCAUAGUGGCAGACGAUGUUGUUAGAACUGUAUUUCAUAAACUUUUCUCAGCCGCCAUGCUGGAAAGAAAUGCAAGUGAAAAUAGGUAUAAAACCAUCACCUUUAGAGCCAAUGUUUCUUUACAUGAACACACCCACGGAGGGAAGUCCUCUGUUAGCGUGCUAGAUAAGAACCCGUGUACUCUUACGUCCAGACUCAAUGAUGACAAACAGGCCAAAGUAAACAUAGUUGAAGAUAUUGUGCAGGCAAUAUUGACAAACUUAGAGACUUUUGCUACUUCCAAAGUAAGAUCCCUCUUUUGUCCCCAAAUCAACUUCACAGUUCCAAUGGCUUUCCCUACUCAGGAUAAAAGUGCAUUAAGCAAGGCAUUAUCAGCCAAAGAUUUGUAUUCUGGUGAUCAACUGUCCACUUGCUCAGUGGAUCAUAUUACAUCAGAAGAGACCAACUCAGUGUGUCAACUCCCUCUAAAUAAAUUAAAUACAUAUGCAACAGAGGUGGCUAGAAAAAUUUUACAAGGCAUCAAACAUGAGUUAGAUAAAGAAAGGGAAAGUCCCUUCUUAACUCAUAACAUUGUGGUUUCUGAGAGCGUUGCGAGUCACGUCGUUAACACAGUGUUAGAUAUCGUAUCAUCUAAAGGCAAGUGUGGCAAAAACAAUUCCGAGGAAGAGAGCAAUUCAGGUCAACAAGAAGGAAUCAUUGAAAAGCUGUUUAAUAAGACCGAAUAUAGGAAAGUACUUCAGUUUCAAAUACAAGAUAUCAUUGAAGGCAUCUUAUGUGAUAUUUAUGAAAAAACCUUGUAUCAAAAUCAUCUCUCAUGUGCCACAGCCACUCUGAAGUGUAGCACAGCUGGGAAACAUUCCGGAGCAAAUUCUGAAACGGUCACUGAGGAGGCGAAUAAGAUUAUUCCAAGACUUUCAGUUCCCAAAUCGGAUGUCAUUUUGGUAUCUAAUGACAUGGUCAAUAUUGUUCUUCAUAAUCUCAGCUCCGCUGUCCUACUCAGCAUAAAUGCAAAGAAUCCUACUUCUGCAAGACUGCCCCUGAACUUCUGUGACAUAUUUUCACAAGCCGAGUGUCAACAGCCUCCUCUUAUGGGGUCAACAAAUGAAAGAAAAACAGAGUAUUUGCCACCCUCAGGAAGUCUGAAAUCCACUUAUGCUGAUGAUUGUCAGAUAACUGCAGUAGAGAAAGAAGAUGCCAAGAAAUCUGCUCCUGACCCGAGUGAGGAAAACGCUAACUUCAUUACUAAAACUGUUUUCAAUCGGUUAGAAGCUUUUGCCACAGAAAGAAUAGACUCGUUAAUUACUGUUGCUUUCCAGGCUAACGAAGAGUCCAUUGCUGGCCUAGAACUGGAAAAUUAUAAACGAGACGAUAGCGCCUGUCAUGAAUCAAGCCAAACUGAAUCAAAUGUGAACGUCCUUAAAGUAUCCACUAAAACUAUCCUUGGCCUCGAGCUCACAGAUUCCACUUUUGCAAGUUACAGAGAAAGUCUUCGGUCCACAAUUCAUCUACCACAAGGUUGUCUUAAGAAAUAUGCUGACAUCAUUACCAGUGCCAUAUUGAGACUUAUUAAAAGCGACCUAGACUUAGAAAUUCAAAAGAUGUAUUCAUACCCAAACAACAUUUCAUUCCAAGAAAAUAUCCUCGUGAGUGGAAUUGUCAACAGUAUCUUAGAGAAUUUAUAUGACAAAAGAUCUGCUAAGGAAAUCAGUGUUUACUCAAAAGACAAUCCUAAGUCGUUUUCACCACUAACUGUACCAAAUGAAAUAUGGCUGGGACAAAGAGAGCAGGAGAAAGACAAACUACCUCGGGUUUCAAUAUAUCCGUUAGAACAAAACCAAAUGACAUUGGAAAAAGAAAGCCAGGGAACUGUUUUGGAAGAAAUAUUUAUGAGAAAUGGAGAAUCAAAGCAAAAAGAAAAGACAGUAUUACUCAGUGCAGUGGAAGACGUUUUAACUCAAGUGCAUCAAAGAAUAAUGGAAAUCAUUGGCCAUUUGUCUCCAUUUAAUGAAAUCCCCCACUUAGUAUCUAAUUCUAAAAUUAGAACAUCAGGCAUAACACAGAAAAACCUCUUCCAGUCACAGAUUAGCAGCACAGCAAAUGACGUGGUUGAAAGUGUUUUUGGGAAAAUGUACUCUAUAGUUGUUAUCUCAUUAAACAAAAGUAACAGACAAGUAGGAGCACCUGACAACAACGAUACGUUGUCUAAGAAAGUGGCAUGCGCCAAAGAAACCAAACAAACAGGAAAAGGAAGUAACGCCACCAGAUAUGUGAUACCACAGGUUUAUUCUUAUGCAGACAGUCAAAAUGUCUCUCUAUUAGAAAACAAAUGUUUGCAGUACUCCCCGUCGCAAGUGGGGAAGGAUUUAGUCCAAAUGGUUCUUAAUAAGAUCAUAAAUUUUGCCUCAAUUCAUCUAGAAGAGACUUUGUCCCCUGAAAGUUGUUCUGAUGAGUUGCAACCUGUAAAGCUACACAGUUCUAAAGUGAGCUUUAAGGGCAGCCCUAAACCAGAUUUUAAAACGGGUUUAAAAGCAAGACCAAAAGUUACUCCUUUGUCUAAAUUUAGAACGAAAUCACACCUAGGACCUGGUGGUACUAAGGUCAAAGGCAAGACCAGGUUGGGUGCUAGAGAGAAGACCCCAAGAGACAGCCAGUCCAAGACCUCCACUAAGCUGUCGCACUCCCUAUCAGCAGGAGAUGCCAAAAACUUACUGGACAUGAAACUGCCUACCUCGGAACUAAAAAUGUACGCCAAGGAUAUAAUAAGUACCAUCCUGGAAACAAUUAUGAAAGCAUUUGAGAAGGUGAAGCAAACCAGAACAAUGAUGAAUGUUGAAGCUUUACCGUCGGAUCAAAUCAUGGCAGCCAAUGAAACAGUUACUAUGGUUUUGCAAGAAUUAUAUGCUACAAGUAACCACGAUUUGGCUUAUCCAAUCAAGUUCUCACACGUGGACCACCUCAAACUUUCACAAGGGCAUUUAGAUGCGGAGUACCUUGCCAAACCACAGGCGUGUUUUUACUUGGAAAAUGUUUCUUCACAGCUAGAACAGAUUUUUCCCAAAGAAGGUAUAUUUAAAAAAAUGUUUGACAAAUGGCAAGCGGAAUCAAAUGACAUGGAAAAUGAAAAGUAUAAGCUAAUGAUGAUAGCUGAAAACGUCUUGACUGAAAUUCCAAUAAAAGCAAAAGAAUUAGAACAUUCCCUCUCGCUUUUAAGUUUGCCACAACUUGAGGAUUGUGAAAGCAGGUGCUAUAGUCAUUUUAAAGGAACUUCUACUAGACUUGAAGAUACCAAAGCGCAAAUUAAUAUAUUUGGAAGGGAAAUUGUAGAAAUGCUGUUUGAAAAAUUACAGCUGUGUUUUUUGUCCCAGGUGUCGCCCCCAGAUAGCAAAGAAACUCUAGCAAGUAGGAAAGAAUACAGUCGUACCAGAAGUAAACACGAUUUGCCCAUCAAGGACAUCCUCAGCAGUGCGCCAGUAUAUAACACAAAGACAAUAGACCAGAUUUCUUUGGGCUCCAGCAACCAAAUUGUCCGAGACAUUGUAGAAAGGGUUUUAAACAUUUUGGAGUCCUUUGUCGACUUGCAGUUUAAAUAUAUCUCUAAAUAUGAGUUUUCUGAAAUAGUGAAAAUGCCUAUAGAGAACUUUUUUCGCGCCCAGCAGAGCCUAUUAAGCAAAAAGAUGUUGCCAAAACUGCAACCGCUUAAAAAGUUUUCUGAUGAACCCAGUUCAAGUACUAUUGCUUCCAAGGAAAACAUACAGGCUACCCUUCUACAGCUCCACUCGUUCCAUUCAGAAUUACUUACAUAUGCUAUUAAUAUUGUCAGUGACAUGCUCAGUACAAUUAAGAACAAGCUAGACAAAGAAAUAAGUCAAGUGGAACCAUCUUCCAUUAGCACAUUGAAAGAGACCGUCAUAGCAAGUGAGAUCAUUGGCACACUGAUGGACCAGUGUACUCAUAUCAAUAAUCUUCCGAAGGAAAGGUGGUACCAAGGAGCAGAAAAUAGCUAUGUUGCUAACCAGGUUGAGUUAGCAACUAAUAUGAAAAUGCCCACAUCGAAGUUGAAGGAAGUUCGUUUUGGGGAUAAUCCUUUGCAAAUCAUACCUGGUGUCGUGUGUCAUUCAGAGGAAAAUAUGAAAAGAAAGUACAGGGCUUCGUCAAACUUACCCUCAUAUGCCAGAGCGUCUAUAGAAGAUACAAUUAAAGGCUCAGAGCCAAUGGAAAGGCUUGAUUCAGAAAAUACAGUGUCGUGCUUUAAAAACAAGGUACAAGACUACAGCGCAAGGGACUCAGACUUUGGCCAUUUUGACCAAACCGUGCGAGGAAGUAGCUCUCUCCCUGAAGCCAGUGUCUUACAAAGACUGUUUAAGAAAGCAAAUGAGUCCACAGAGACAGCAUUAAAGCAAGUCAUGUCGUUCAUAGAAAUAGGAAAAGGUGAAAACCCAAGAGUGUUUCACUAUGAAACUCUCAAACCAGUUGAGCCAAACCAAAUUCAGACCAAUGUUUCUCCACUCAAAAUAUGUUUAGCUGCAGAAAAUAUUGUCAAUACUGUGCUGUCGAGUUCUGGCUUUCCAAGUCAACCACACAUUAAUGAAAAAAACAUGGAAACAAUGAAACCAAUUUUCAUAUCAAAUCAAAACCCUUUGUCUGUAAUAUCUGAAGGGCAAAAGAAUGAGGAGAAGAGUUUGCUUAGAACGUGGGAUAAAAAAGUCAGCUAUCUACCGGAAGAAGAAGAAAAAAGAGCUGAAGCCAGCUGGGGAGAUUUUUCUUUAUUGCAAAAAUGGGAAAGUCAGAGAUACCCAAGAAGAAAGAGUCUGAAGGAAGUUAAAGUCAUCGCUUUUGCUGAUCAUGAGCUGGGUUCAAAGGAAACUCAUUUGGUAGCAAGACAUAUCACCACAUCUGUGGUCACAUAUUUCAAGAACUUUGAAACUAGAGCUUCCAGUGAAGAGAAGGUGUCUGUUAUCUCUACAUUGUCAAGUAAAAAAUGUGAAUCAGAACAGCCUCUAAGAAGUAUCUACACUGAUUCUUCACUUAAUCAAUUUUGCGACCAUCUCACUGAGUCUGUUAUUUGCCGUUUAACUUCAAGCAUUUCUGGUAACAUCAAAGAUAGUAGAGCCAAAGGGAAAACAUUGGAAAGCCAAAUUGCAUCAUUUAACAAGAUUAUUUCAAUUGAUUCCCAAAUGUUUGAAAGCAGGUCAAUUUCUAUUGGGGAACUUGCUUUAAGUAUUUCCAAUACCAUUACUGAAAUCCUUUUAAAGAGUAACGUUAUAGAGGUUGACACCGCACAGCAAAUGCUUCCUUUAGAAACAAAGUACGUUUACUGCCCGGGAGUAGCUCCUGAUGACUUUGAUAAUCUCUUUCAAGAUCUCUUAACAGGAGUGAUUCAUGUAAUGUCCAAAGAAAUUGGAAUAAACCAUCACCUUGAAAGCAAUGGAAGAAAAUCAUUUUCCAUGCUUAGAAGAAAUAGGGUGACUGUUUGCAAUGAAACAAAUACCUUGGAAAGACAGAAAGGCUCCAAAGAUUGGGAAUCAUCUAAUUACCAAAUUGAUCCUCUCCUUCAAAAAAGUAAAUUAAAUUAUCUGGCACGUAAGUUAGACAAUCUGGCUGGUACCCUAAAAACUCAUGAAUCCAAAGAAGUAGUCAAUAAAGUUUUUAAUAUUGUUUUAGAUUUAUUUUUACCAGAUGAACAUCCAGAUGACGUUAUGAAUUCUGGUAAAACAGCAGGAACAUUUUACUCAUCCUCAAAUGAUCAGCAAAGUAACGGCAUUCUUGAAAAUAACUUAGGCCUCACCCCCAAAUCAGUUUUUCUUCUCAAUGUCGUGUGUGAGAAACUUAUCAGAACACUUUUGGAAAAAUGCACAAACACGGUUUCUCUCGAUAAUAGCCCUCUAUCCAAUGAAAUAUCAGCAGAAGAAUAUAAACUUUUGAAAACAUUGCAAAAUGUAGAUGAAGAAUCUGAUUAUUAUAAGGGAGCAAUGGACUGUGAACAAAUUCAGGAUUAUAUGUCAGACUUUUUAGAAAAUCUGGCAGAAAUAGAUCAAGAUUUAUUAUCAUCAGACUCUAUGCUUACUAUUAUUUCCCACAACUUGGUUAAAUCACUGAUGGAGAAACUACAUCACAGCGUACAGCUCCCCCAGACCCCACCUUUUGCGUGCACAAGAAGAGAGAUGCAGGCUAGUUUCAUAAAGGCAACCAGGCCAGAAUUAACAGAAUUAGGACAAGGUAAAGCCUUUUUAGGAUUCAUGAGUUAUGAUAGUAAUGCUUUGACGGAUUCCCUGAAUAAUCCCACUGCGGUUAGCUCCAAAAUAGAAGCACCACUUGGCAAGAAAUGUUCCAUAAAUUCUACUUUUGUGUCUCCUCUCAAGAGACAGGGAUCAAAUGAUAUGGAGACAAUACCCAUCCAUAAUAAACCAUAUCCAGGAGAUAUAAAUACAGGUGUGUACUCGGCCACAUUUUUGGAGGAAAUAAUUUCUGAACUAUUUUUUAAUCUCUCUACUUCACUGUGGGGCAAAAAUGAAAUCACUGAGGGCCGGCUCAAUGAGAUGAAUACAUUAUUUGUCAACAACAUAGUGAAAGAGUUUAAUAAAGCACAGGUCACUGCUUUACGGAAAGUUGAGGAAAGGCUGUGUUUUCCACCAAUCCAUGAGGAAACUAUUAGUAGAAUUGUUGGCUCAGUUUAUUGUGAUGUUUUUCAGCAAUAUAAAUUGAGAGUGACCUGUGAUGAUAAUCUAGCAUGUGACAAUACCUCACUAGCAGAACAAAUAACUAAUGGCAUAUUGUUAGAGAUUCUAGACUACCAACUCCCAUCUUGCUUCAGAGGAAAGCUCGCACCAAAUUCAUAUUACCCUCUCCAAGCCGAAAUUAUAUUGCAGAAACUUCAUAAUAAACUGAGAAAAUUUACUUCCUCAUUCAGUUCUUCAACAGGCUACAGUACCAUGUUGUCCCAUUCAUUUUUAGAAGACAUCAUCCGAAGACUUUUAUCUCAACUCAUUCCUUUACCCAACAAGGCUUCCUCUUUGGGAAACAAAUAUUUCAUGAGUGCCGAUUUCAAUGAAAUGUCUACCUGUAUAAUAAAUAAGGUUAUAUCAGCCAUUUCAAAACAUAAAAUUUUGUUCACUAUAUAUGAUAAUCAGUAUCUAUGUACUGGAAAAAACCUCCAGAAGAUGGUGGAUUCUGUUUAUAGUAAUAUCAUGCAAAUGUCUGACUCUCUUGUUUCAAUACAGAAAAGUAUAGUCAGCCGAAGCCCAAUUAUGAUUAACCGAAUAGCCAGUUUUAUUAUCCAAGAGAUUAUUGAUAAUCAUCUUCAGCCAUUUUUGUGUGGAGAAGGUUUACCUCGUCCGAAGAUUCCACUGGAUGCAGUUUCAAAUAUGGUUAAGCAGGUUCUCAAUGAAGUCACAGAGUCACACAGACUCCAGACACCAUCACCCUUAGGAAUAUAUCCUGAUACAUUUGUAGGGGAAAUUGUUUCCAGACUUUUAUCAAGGAUUUUCAGUCCAAAACAUAACACUGAAAUUGAACUGGAAAAUAUGACCCAGAAAAUAGUAAACUCAAUCAAUAGCCAUUUUAACAAAGCUAAAAUUCAUUUUCUGAAUGAUGACAAAGAACAGCCUUACACUUCAAUAAAUACAGAUAUUGUGGACCAACUCGUCACCUCGAUUUAUAGAAAUGUUUUAAAACAGCAUGGGCUAGACUCUGAAGUUGAUAAAGAGUCUGAAGGCAGUGAUAUUUUUGUGGAAAAUAUUACCAAUUUAAUUGUAGCAGCUAUUUCAGAUUACCUUCUUCAUCCACUAUUUUCUGGGGAUUUGUCGUCAUCUUCGCAUUCUAUUCCAAUGGCUGAGAACAUUGUUCAGGACAUUCUUAGUAACAUCAGUAAAUCUACCAAGUCAAGUCAGAGUUUAUCUCCAUAUAACACCUUGCUGCCAUACACAUUUUUAGAUGACAUGAUAAGAGGACUGUUAUCUAGAAUCUUUCCUUCUGCAUCUAGCAGUAUUCUAGACAGAGAAGCUCCAAAAGACAGAUCAAGAGUGAAUUUCAAUGAAAUUGCUUCCAAGAUAAUCAGCGAUAUUAGGAUGAAAAUUUCCCAACAUGAAAUACGAUUUUCAAAAAAUGAAGAGACUAAGUUAGUUUAUUCAGAAGAUGAUGUUCAGAAUCUCGUUGAUUCAGUAUUCAAAAAUAUUUCACAAAACUCUGAGUCUCAAGAACCAGUUGAGCAAAAUAUCACAGGCAGCAAUGAUAUUCUUAUUGAUAGAAUAGCAGGCUUUAUCAUUAAACAUAUCUGUCACCAACAUCUUCAGCCAUUUGUGGAUGGAAAGUUAUCACCUCCUUCAUCAUACACAUAUUUUGAUGAUGAAAGAAAGCAGUGGUUUUAUGCCACUGUUUAUUCCUCAGCUUUCUUGGAAGAUGUAGUCUCAGGGGUUUUAAGCAAAAUAUUCCACAGGGUGUUAGGCAUUGUGCAAACAAAAUCAGUAAGAGAUUCAGAAGAUGAACUGUUUGAUAAAGCUGAAAAACUCAUACACUUGAUAGCAGAGGAAUUCCCAAAAUUUGAAGUUAGCAUUCUAGAAAAUGCUGAGGAACAAUUGUGUUUGCCUCCAGUGGAGAGAGAUGUAGUCAAGAACAUUAUUGACACGGUGUACAGCAAACUUCUGCAAGAAUAUGAGAUGGGAAUAAUGCCUGAUGAAGAUUUUCUGAAUGACACAAAGACAUUAGCUACAAGGAUGACCAAAAUCAUCCUCGCUGAAACUUUUAAUUUCCAAAUUCAUCCAAACCUUAUAGGAAAGCUUCCUUUUACAUCACACUCCAAACUCAAUACUAAUGUUUUGAUGAAGAGAGUUCAAUGUUACAUUACCAAAUCCAGAUUUCAAAGGCAGGCAUCAACAGUAUAUACUACCAUGUUAUCACAUACCCAUUUGGAGAAAAUUGUCACUCAACUUCUAUCUCAGAUGAGUCAAUUGGCCACCAGGACAGAACGCCCAGAUACUUCUCAAUCAGACUUAAGUAACACAGUCAUAAAAUUGAUAAAUGAAAUCAUGUCGAUAAUUUCAAAACAUGCAAUAUGUAUUGUUAAACAUGGACAAGGGAAACAAAGUAUGAUUUCAGAAAAAGAUAUCCAGUCUAUGGUUGAUUCCAUUUAUGCUGAUCUUUCAUAUUCAAAUCUAUACCAAUCUCUUACAAAAGAUAAAAAAGGAAUAAGUAAUAUACCUGUUUCAAAAAUAGCAAGUUUUAUUAUAAAAGAAAUCUUUAACCACCAUCUUCAGUCAUUUUUAUCUGCAGAUAAAACUCUUCUUUCACCUGCAGUUGAUCAAACACGUAAACAGAAAGCAAUAGAUCCUAAACAAAGAGAGUUGUCUUUCAUUGUGAAUUCGGCUUUCUUUUUGGAGGAAGUAAUUUCUGAGCUCUUAUGUAAACUCCUCUAUGCAUUCUCACAUAAUUUAUUGGCUGCUGAAAACCCAGAUACAGUAAAAGCCAAAAUUACUGGCAUUGUUACAACACUAGUAAAUUCAAUUGUUCUGGAGUUUACCACAUCAGAGAUUCUAGUUGCAGAUAACUUUGAUGCUGAUAUGUGUUUUUCAGAAGGAUAUAGAGAAAUUGUUCAAAAAACAGUCAACCUAAUUUAUGAAAAAAUUUUAGAUGAAUAUAAAUCUCUGAUUCAAGUAUACAGGGCUCUACAAAGUGACACUGUUUGUUUUGGAAGAAAAAUAUAUCACUUGCUAUUGGAGGAAAUUUAUGACUAUCAGGUACAAUCACUAGUUUCAGGAGAACUGGUGCCUUCUUCCUUUUCUUCCCCUCAAGCCGAUAAUAUCAUUAGAAAUGUGCUCAAUGUCAUCACAAAUGACAGCCAUACCUUGCCAUCAUGUGUUACUGUGCUGCCUCGUUCCCUUUUGGAAGAUAUGAUUUACAAGCUGCUCGUGCAUAUCUUCCCCUUGUCCAACGGUGACAGUGAGCUAAAAGAGGAAGAAGUUGCCUCAGACUGUGAGUUUGUAGAUGCAACUUCAAAGCUGACAGAGGAAAUUAUCAAAGAAAUAUCUGCACAUGAGGUCCGUCUCGCCGCAGCAGAAGAGCAUGCUGAAAGUAUGCAAUUAGAAGUGAUUGAGAAUUUGGUUGACUCUAUAUGUAAUAACAUUUUGAAGAAAUCUGAAUUUCAAGCUGAAGUACAGAAAGGUGCAGACAAAAAGGGGGGCUCGUUCCUCAGUAAAAUAGCUGGAUUCAUCAUGAAGGAAAUCAUGGAUCAUCAUCUGCAGCCAUUUUUACAUGGUGAAGAAUCAUCUUCCAGGGCCAUAUCUGAUCACGGGCGUAUGUCUGUACUUAGUAAACCUGGUAAAGAAAAAACACAGCCCGCUCUAUAUUCAGCUACAUUUUUGGAAGACGUAAUCGUUGACCUCGUUCAUAAAUUUUAUUCCCUUCCCAGUAUUACUGAAGAUUCUAAGAAAAAAGAAGUGCUAGAGCCAGACAUUGUGGGCUUAGCUAUAAAGUUCGCAAAUUCUCUGAUAGGAGAAUUUAGGAAGAGUAAAAUUAAAGUUCUGCCAAAAGCCGAGGAAAUGUUUUCUUUUCCACCAAUUGAUAAAGAAACCGUUGACAAGAUAUCCAAUUUUGUGUAUGAUCAGUUCAUGGGAAAGUACAGAUCUAGUGAUAUUCAGACAGAUGAUAAAAGUAACAUUGUAAUAGAAACGAUUGCUGCUUUAGCCCAGAAGGCAAUCUCUGCUUUCAAGAUUCAACCACUCUUUUCAGGAGACUGGUCUGCCACCUUCUUUUCAUUUCUAAAUCCGGAUAAUAUCACCCAAAGGGUUCAGCACCUACCACAGCAAACCUCUACACAGAUAAACAGAUCCUUGAAAGGGAACGAACUUGCUUUGCCAAAGCAAUCGCAUAAACACACGUCUGUAACCACAGACCAGAAAAAUGUGUCGGACACUUUGGAAACAGACAGCGGCGCAAUAGCUAGAAAGAAAAGUCUCAAAACCGAAAAGACAUCAAUGAAAAAAGGUGACGUCCAAGAUACAGUAGUUAACUCUAUAACUAGAAUUAUGGGAAGCAAUGUGAUUAACGUGCUAUCCAUGCCAGCUGCAAGCGCGGCAAAUAAAAAGAAAGGGACAGAAAAUAAAACAGAAGUUCCAGGUAAUGAGAAUGUAUCAGGAGUCGCUUCUCUAACUACUAGUGUGAAAAGUAAAGCUAGGCCAGAGCCCGAUUUGGUGGCAACUCUGGAAAGUAAUGAAAUUGAGAAGACGAGCAUAUCAGCCACAAAAGAUGAGAAGAGACAAGAUAAUAAGGUACACACCCAGUCUCCAGUAGCUACUAUGAUAGUAUAUGAGGGGGAGAAACUUGGACCAAAUGUUGAAAUAAAAAAUGAAGAGAUUGACAAAAUAAGUGUAGAUACGUUUAAAAAGGAAGACAAGCCCUUCCAGUUAUCUGUGACAUCCAAAGCAAGAAAUACAAGGACCAAACCAGAAGGUGGUUUGAAAACAGUUACCCAAAGGCCAAACAACGAGGAUGGAAAAGACCCUGCAUAUCAAAAAGAUGUAAAUGAGGAACAAUAUUCAGAUUAUGAAUAUGUUCAAAAUGUCACUGAAAACAUUUAUAACAAUAUUUUAGAACUAUAUCAUUCCGCAGAAUCGGCAGAGUAUUCAAAACCCCCCAGUCUCGUAACUGAUGCAACAUCGCAUGUAAUUCAAGACGUUGGUCAAAAUUUUACACAGUCUGUUUCAACAAGGGAUUCAUCCCUCUCAAUGGUCAAAGAGAAAGAAGAUAAAGACCAACAGAGAAAUAAAGAGAGAGAGAAAGAGAGCGAGAGAGAGAAAUGGAAAAAAAUAGAAAAAGUGAAAAGUAAGGAGAUUAAAAGUGAACCUAGUAAAUCAGACAGUCCUCACUACCCACCAAAAAGUAAACCUGGAAUUGUUCCCGCUAAAUUUUUAGAAGAUGUUAUCACCGAAAUGGUUAACAAAUUGAUCUUUUCUUCCUCAUCAGAAACACAAAUAUGUAAUAGAUACCAAAAUGUAAGUGAUGAUGAAAAUCAAGCUGAACUUUAUGACACAGCUCUGAAACUUAUGGACUCACUGUUAAAGGAAUUUUCAGAUGCUCAAAUUAAGGUAUUUAGGCCACAUGAGGAAAAUCAGUUUUUUCCACCCGCCGAUAAAGUGUCCUCAGUUCCUAAAGCACUUCCUAGGCAUAAAAAGCCAACUGCAGAGGAAACAUCAUCCAACAUUAAGAAAAUGACUGGGGAUAAAAUGCCACAUAUGCCCAAAAUGACUGAAAACCCUUCAUCAAAUAAGAUACCUUUCCUAGAUAAAAUACAAGUAAUUGAUAAGACGCUGGUCAACAAAGUUGUUCAUUCUUCUGUAUGCAAUAUUUUGAAGGAAUAUAAAUCUCAAGACUCCAUUUGUAAGGAUAUAAAGAGCAAUGGCGAAAAUUUAGCAAGAAGACUAACCAGGACAGUGAUAAAUGAAAUUUUUCAACAUCAGCUUAAUUUCAUAUUUUGUGAUGAGGUUCUAGCGUCAGCAUGUUCGCCUCUGGAAUCUAAGGAUGUUGUGAGAAAGGUUCAAAAGGUGGCACAAACAGCCAGCAAAGAAUGUCAAACAUCAUCGCCAUACACCAUCAUGCUGCCUCACAAAUUUUUGGGGAAUGUGAUUUCUGCGCUUUUAUGGAAAAUCUUCUCAACGGUCUCCGACGCUGGAGUAGAAACAUCUGAGUACAAUUGGUUCACAAAACUGGAUUUCCUUCAAAUGAAACUAUUAAAUACAGUUACAACAGCAAUCUCCAAAGCUAAAGAUAUGACCAUACAAUACGUAGAAUCCUUACAUCCCAAUGAUGAUGAAAUUAUUCAACUAGUGAUUCAUUCUAUUUAUAAUAAUCUCUUGUCACAGUUUGGAUCACAAGAGGUAAUACAAAAUUGUGUGGCCAGCAGAUGCAGAAUCCUUUCAGAAACCAUAGUGGACUUAGUCCUGCAAGAAGUGUCCGGCAACCAAUUGCAAAACUAUUUUUCUGGAGAGCUGACUCCUCAUCAGUGCACAGAAGUUGACAAAGUCGUUGAAAAUAUUCUUAAAGAUGUCAUCCAGACCGCUGAUGUUCCCCAGCCUCAACCGUCGCGUGUUCAUAUCCUGCCUUAUAACAUAGUAGAAGAAAUUACCGUAAAAUUUUUAUCAAAGCUUUUAUCUAUGUUUCCAAAUGUGGAUGAGGAAAGAACCAAAUCUCUAGAAACUGACAUGCAAACAAUAAGCUCAAAAAUAUUGAAUUCGAUACAAGAAUUUAUGUCCAAAAGUAUGAUAAAACUUGUGCCACCAGCCAAAGAAUUGCCUACUGUACCUUUAGCUAACAAUGAAACUAUCGAAAAAGUGGUUAACUCUGUGUAUGCCAGUGUUUUAAAGCACUCUGGCUCUCACACUUCUGUAUUUAAAGAUUUGAUGGGUAAGAGCAAUGUCCUCUCUGAUGUAAUAGGCCUUUUAAUGGUGAAGGAAAUUUCCAAUUCUGAAUUUCAACCUCCAGUAGAGGACAAAGUAUCAAGUUCGGAAUUAGUUCUGGAAGCUGUCAAAAUCAUAGAAAAAGUGCUCAGAAUUGUUGAUGAGUUUAAGUCCGGGGAAAAGUCUUCAUCCAAAAAGCAUCCUAUGCUAGACGCCAGGCUUGUAGAGGAAGCACUGGCCUUGUUCUUGGCUAAAAUAGUAAGGUUGCAAAGUAUCUCAUGCAAAGACGCAAAAAAUGUAUCAAAGCCUGAGUUAAACAAAAUUGUAUCCCAACUGAUGAAAUCUGUGACAGCUGAAAUUUCCCAGAGUAACAUUAAUCUUGUUGCUGCUGAUCCUGAAUAUCUUUUAAAUUCAGAAAGUAUAGAAAUGAUUUCUCAGGUUAUUGAUUCUGUUUAUAGUAACGUACUGCAACAGUCUGGAACCCAGGAGGAACUUUAUGAUGAUCUAAAAGGUACAAACACUGUUUUCCCUAAAAAAGUGGCUAGUUUAAUCAUUAAUGGAGUUUCACAUCUUCCAGUAGAUGCAGUUAGCGGAAAGAAUCCAAAUGCUAAACGCUUUGGAAAUCUAGACGUUAAUAGAAUUAUUCAAAAGGCCCAAAAGCACGCUGCUAUUGAUAUAAUGCAUGAGUUACAGGAAGACGAGUCCUAUCGAGAUUCAACUGAAAAUUUUCCGAUCAGAAUCGUUCCUCAUAUUGGGAAUAAAGCAAUCAAUAUAGAUCCAGAAAUUAUCUCAGAUCACUUAGCAGUGAUUUCUGUAAAAACUGAGCCUCUUGAGAAACUCAAGAUGGAGUGUUUAAGAAAAACUGGACAUAGCAUAACUGAACUGCGAAGAGCGUCAAUCAGUGGGAGAAGCUACUCCUUACCAGAUACAUCUAAGGUGGAAAAGAUCAAGAGAGAAAGACGGAUCUCAUUAAAUAGAAUGGGACGACUGGAUGUAAAACCCUUGGAGGCUGUUUGCAGAAAUUCAUUUCAGAAUAUAAGAAAGCCUGAUAUCACCAAGGUAGAGCUUUUAAAAGAUGUUCAGAACAAAAAAGAUCUUAUCAUUCGGUUAGUAGCUCAUGAUAUUUAUCAAGAAGAUUCAGUAAAUGCCACAGAAGAGGGACUAAUGUCUGAAGGUGAAGUUGUUUUGAAAGAGGUUACACAAGAAGGAUCCUUAGAACAAUUUGAAGAUCAAGUGAAAGAAGCCACGAAGCCAGUAGAAAGCACAAGCAGCCUGAAAAAAUUUUUGUCUCUAAGCAAAUGUUGUCAGUCCACAUCCAGUGUAAAUAUUGAAUGUAUUGAAGCAACCUCAAAUCACAUAAUAGAACCUAAGGCGAGAAAAGUUAAAAGAACUAUUGCUGAGCUUGACAUGGCUAUGUGCUCAAGAAACAUGACUGAAACAGGCUCUUGGGAGAAAAAGCCACAGAGUAAGAAAGAAGACAAGACUCUUAAUAAUGAACCAACACAUUACUUCAUACAUAGAAUUAUGAGUUCAUCCUCAUACAACCAAGAAGAUCUGAUUUCAUCUGCCAGUGAGACUGAAGAUUUCACCACAGAUUCAAGCGACAAAUUAUUAGAAGGAAAUUCUCAGGAGCAAAGGCCAGAGAAUUCAAACAGUCUUAAGUUUAUCACCAUCUUUGAAGGAAACAAGAAUAUUCAUGGCAGUGGGUAUUCCUCAAAAGAAGUCAUUUCAGAAACUGCCAAGCCCAGUAUUUCCAAACAAGGAUCUAAAAUGCUGGCGAAGGUAUCUUCAGCUCUGUCAAAGGUGUUUUCUCGAACUAACACCAAUAUCUCCAAACCUUCCUCAUCAUCUCACCAGGAUGAGCAUGAAAGCUUUCAAAGCUGACGCUUACUUUCCUUUGAAAAUAAAGUGGUUUUUACAGCAGAA
This is a messenger RNA of Canis lupus familiaris (dog), 20869 nucleotides long. RefSeq names its product fibrous sheath interacting protein 2 (gene FSIP2). Lineage: Eukaryota; Metazoa; Chordata; Mammalia; Carnivora; Canidae. The transcript has 23 exons. Bases 17 to 20827 code for a protein of 6936 amino acids. The record is from RefSeq and is a predicted model, not a curated record.